UAGCAGGAUAUCCGGUCUCGCUCCCACUGUUGGAAACGGGCUGCUUCUGCCGUUCUAGCUCGCGGCUCGCCCUCUCCUCUGCGUCCUCAGCCACUGCGAAAGAAGGGAACAUGCCGAAGAAAAAGACUGGUGCGAGGAAGAAGGCAGAGAAUCGCCGAGAACGUGAGAAACAACUGCGAGCAUCAAGAAGUACUGUCGACCUAGCCAAACACCCAUGCAAUGCUUCAAUGGAAUGCGACAAAUGUCAGAGGCGGCAGAAGAAUAGAGCAUUUUGCUAUUUUUGUAAUUCUGUUCAGAAGUUACCAAUUUGUGCACAGUGUGGAAAAACAAAGUGUAUGAUGAAGUCUUCAGACUGUGUCAUCAAGCAUGCUGGUGUGUACAGUACUGGCCUUGCUAUGGUGGGUGCAAUAUGUGACUUCUGCGAAGCUUGGGUUUGCCAUGGGAGGAAGUGUCUUAGCACCCAUGCCUGUGCCUGCCCACUCACAGAUGCAGAGUGUGUGGAAUGUGAGCGAGGGGUAUGGGACCAUGGAGGAAGAAUAUUCAGCUGUUCGUUUUGCCAUAAUUUUCUCUGUGAAGAUGACCAGUUUGAGCAUCAAGCCAGCUGCCAAGUUUUAGAAGCAGAAACAUUUAAAUGUGUUUCCUGCAAUCGACUUGGCCAGCAUUCAUGUCUCCGCUGUAAGGCUUGUUUCUGUGAUGAACAUACAAGGAGCAAAGUGUUUAAGCAAGAAAAAGGGAAACAACCUCCUUGCCCUAAAUGUGGGCAUGAAACACAGGAGACAAAGGAUCUUAGCAUGUCAACACGCUCCUUGAAAUUUGGCAGGCAGACUGGAGGAGAAGAAGGAGAUGGAGCCUCUGGGUAUGAUGCUUACUGGAAGAACCUGUCGUCGGACAAGUAUGGAGAUCCUGGAUACCAUGAUGAUGAGGAGGAGGAGGAUGAAGCAGAGGAUGAAGAGGAAGAAGAUGGGAAGGACUCAGAUGCUGAGUCAUCAGAUCUGUUCAAUAACUUGAAUUUAGGAAGGACCUAUGCCAGUGGCUAUGCUCACUACGAGGAGCAGGAGAACUAGGAGCUGCCCCUUGUUGGCAUUUGUGGGAAGAGCAGGCUGAAUCAUGAGGAUGCUCAGACGUACCCUCCCUUGCUUUGUCCAAAAGGCUAGUCACACUGGGCUCGGGAGGUUCUAGCAGUUUUAUAGGGACUGCUGUGUGAACUUGUAGUGUACGUAAAGUGAGUUAAAUGUAAGACAGAUGGAGUAUCAUGGAUUGGAUUAUUACUGAGUUCAAUAAUCUGGUGGGUUUUGCCAGCUAGAAACAUAAUAAAAUACAUAAUAAAGGAAUAGAAAGGAAAUAUAUUUAUUUGAAAUUAAAUUACCGUCUUUAUUAAAGGCACUGCUUAUAAAUUUAUGUCUCUGAUUUUACAAAGUGUAAUGGGUAAAAUUACCAUAUUCUUUUUCUUAUUUUAAUCCAUACAGUGAGAGUCAUGUUCAAUUUUUCACUGACUUCAUGCUGUGUAAUGUUCACGUCUGCAUUAGUGGUUGCCAUGUUCACCAUUUUCUUACAAUGUAUGUCCAGUGCUUGUUACUGUCUCACUGACAGAAGUCUAGCUGUUUUCAUCCACAUAAUGGCAGGCAGGACUAGUGUUGGUGAUGCUUCACCCAGAGAAUCUCAUUUUAAAAUAAAUUUAGUAUUAUACUUGA
Molecule: messenger RNA, 1691 nt
Organism: Mus caroli (Ryukyu mouse)
Lineage: Eukaryota; Metazoa; Chordata; Mammalia; Rodentia; Muridae
Gene: Noazfp
Product: nucleolar atypical zinc finger
Cellular component (GO): nucleus
Molecular function (GO): zinc ion binding
Source: RefSeq, a predicted model, not a curated record